Messenger RNA from Didymodactylos carnosus, 456 nucleotides. The record is from the annotation of a GenBank genome assembly. NCBI's taxonomy places the organism in Eukaryota, Metazoa, Rotifera, Eurotatoria, Philodinida, Philodinidae.
AUGGGUCGUAUGCAUGCACCUGGAAAAGGUAUUUCCGAUUCAGCUUUACCGUACAAAAGAACAGUCCCAUCGUGGCUCAAACUAACAGCUGAAGAUGUCAUCGAUCAAAUAUGUAAAUUAGCUAAAAAAGGUUUAACUCCAUCACAAAUAGGUGUUAUACUUCGUGAUUCACAUGGUGUAGCCCAAACACGUUUUGUGACUGGAAACAAGAUAUUGCGUAUUAUGAAAGCAAAAGGUUUAGCACCAAGCAAACCAGAAGAUUUACACCAUUUAAUCAAAAAAGCUGUUGCUAUUCGAAAACAUUUGGAACGCAGUAGAAAAGAUAAAGAUGCGAAAUUUCGUUUAAUCUUAGUCGAAAGCCGUAUUCAUCGUUUAGCACGUUAUUAUAAAACUAAAAAAGUAUUACCAUCAACAUGGAAAUAUGAAUCAUCAACAGCAGCAGCUUUAUUAGCAUGA